CGCAGGAGACGCAGCGCUGCCGCUUCAUGUUUACCGAUGAUGAUGACGAUGAUGUUGUUGUUGUUGUUGUUUUAGGCCUGAGAUGAAGCUCUGCUUCACAUAUAAACCAUUUCAUGUAGAUAUAAAGCAGUUUCUUCUAGAGGAAAGCGUUUGUUCCGUCGCUUCUGUAAAAUCAGAACAAUAAAGAGCUCAAUGAUCAUCGAAUAACGGGCGAUUAAAUGAACAGCUGUUGAAGAAUAUCAGCAGGAUUGUAUGAUUUUAGUCUUCCGAAAUGAGAUGUCUCUGGUGGAUUUGGGAAAGAAGCUUCUGGAAGCCGCUCGUGCCGGUCAGGACGAUGAGGUCCGGAUACUGAUGGCGAAUGGGGCUCCGUUCACUACCGAUUGGCUGGGCACGUCUCCGCUGCACCUGUCGGCUCAGUUCGGCCAUUACUCCACCACAGAGGUGCUGCUGCGCGCCGGAGUGAGCCGAGACGCCCGCACCAAAGUGGACCGGACGCCGCUGCACAUGGCCGCGUCUGAGGGUCACGCGCGCAUCGUGGAGCUGCUGCUGAAGCACGGCGCCGACGUCAACGCCAAGGACAUGCUGAAGAUGAGCGCGCUGCACUGGGCCGUGGAGCACAGCCACAGAGACGUGGUGGAGCUGCUGCUGCGCUUCGGAGCCGACGUUCACGCGCAGAGCAAGUUCUGCAAAAACGCGCUGGACAUCGCGCUGGACAACAGCAGCCACGAGCUGGUGGAGAUCCUGCAGGUGGCGAUGCAGAACCAGAUCAACACGAACCCCGAGAGUCCGGACACGCUGACCAUCCACACGGCCGCGCCGCAGUUCAUCAUCGGCCCGGGAGGAGUGGUGAACCUCGCCGGACUCGUGUCGCCCGCCAACGGCAGCAAAUCCACAGUCGUGGCCGCAGAGGAGGUGAUCACCGCAGACUCCGUCGACGGGGCCAUACAGCAGGUCGUGAGCUCUGGAGGUCAGCAGGUCAUCACCAUAGUAACAGACGGCAUUCAGCUGGGGAACCUGCAGACGGGCACGGGCAUCAGCCAGCCCAUAAUAGUCACCAUGCCUGACGGACAGCAGGUGCUGACGGUGUCGGACACAGAGGUCGCAGAGGAAACGGUGAUCAGCGACGAGCCGACCGUUAAACGGCAGCGUGUGAAGGAAGAAGACGACGAUCCGAUGACAGAAACACAAGACAUUCAGAUCCAGCAGACGCUCUCGCUGGAGGACUUUCAGGAGAAAGUGGCUCUUCUGAAGCAGCUGGAGGAGGCCAAUCGUGAGGCGCAGAAAUACAGACAGCAGUUCUUGAAGAAGGAGCAGGAGGCGGAGGCGUACAGACAGAAGCUGGAGGCCAUCACACGGCAGAGCGCGAAGAAAGCCACGUGA
Molecule: messenger RNA, 1380 nt
Organism: Labeo rohita (rohu)
Lineage: Eukaryota; Metazoa; Chordata; Actinopteri; Cypriniformes; Cyprinidae
Gene: gabpb1
Product: GA binding protein transcription factor subunit beta 1
Exons: 8
Coding region: 253-1380 (375 amino acids)
Biological process (GO): positive regulation of transcription by RNA polymerase II
Cellular component (GO): nucleus
Molecular function (GO): protein binding; transcription cis-regulatory region binding
Source: RefSeq, a predicted model, not a curated record